GCACUCAGUGAAUUCGCCUGACCAUGCAAAACGAGCCGAGUGAAUUUGUAGAGCCAUCUAUGGCCGCAACACCCAUGGACACUGUCGACUCCAUGCGGAGUACACCGUCCGCUGAGCCGCGUCGUGCCAAACCGGGCAUACUCCGCCUGGAUAUCAGUAAGCCCCGACGUUCAUCAGGUGGUUCCGUCGAUUUUCGUUGCGUGAGUGGUGCUGGCGCUGGUGGAGGCGGUGGUAUUGGCGGUGGCAUUGGCAGUGGCGGGCCUGGUAGCAGCAGCUCAAAUGUCACGGGCGCCAACAGUGAGAACAACUCGGGCGUUACCUCUCCCCAUCAAUUAUCCGUGACGUGGGCACCACCAUGCGAUUUGGAUAAAGGCGGCUGGCAAAUGCAGAACAGCGCCGACGAGCGCAGAGAGUAUUAUAGAGGACAAAAAGGCAGACGAACUGCUUCACAGGACGAUAACAAAUCGUAUGAACUAAACGAUUUGCACACACAAAACCAAAACAGCGACGCCGAAAGUGGCGCCUACAACAACCAAAACCAGCAGCAGCAGCAGCAGGAGCCACAUCAGGAAUUCCCAUACCAGCAGCAGCAAAAUGACGCCGUUGAUGUUGAUGAUGAGGAGGACUACUCAAUUUCCGUAUCGGCGAUAAUGCAAAGACGUGCCAGUGUGCGUGGCUAUCGAGGCAAACGUGGCAGCCGCAAUUCGCGACGAGCAUCCAGUCCCAUGGAUCACAUGCUGGAUAGUGUGGAGCGGCGACGCUCCAGUGUUUAUACAACAAGCUCAGAGGAGGGCACCAAUCAGGAGUCCACACAGGAGCAAAUCUUUGAGAAUAUACGCCUACACAAAGAGGUCAUACAGUCGGUCAAAUUACAGCCAUGGCCCAUACGCAAGAAACUCAAGCUGGUGCGGCAGGCGAAAACGUAUGUGGCACGCCACGAGGGAGCGCUGCAGGAGCGAUUCGCCAUGUCACGCAGCACGAGAGAUUUGUGGGCGAGGUUUAAAAUUUUAAUGGCAGCGCGUUGGCGGCAUUGGAAACGAGAAACUGCUAGUUUUCUCACCGUGCUCAUACCCUGGGAGCUGCGCAUCAAGGAAAUCGAAUCGCAUUUUGGCUCCGGCGUCGCAUCCUACUUUACAUUCCUGCGCUGGCUCAUGUGGGUGAACAUUAUGAUUGCCAUACCACUCGUUGCCUUUGUCAUUGGACCGGAGUACUUUGCCACCAAGCACGAUGAAACGGAUCCGCGCAAACGCAUGUCCGACCCGGAAUACAAAGUGGCCGGUAAUCUUUUUACAUUCUGGGAAUUCGAGGGCUACUUGAAAUAUUCGCCGAUGUUCUACGGUUACUAUUCAAGCACUUCCGGCAUCAGCACAUCCGGCUAUAAGCUGCCUUUAGCUUAUUUUCUGACCGCCGUCCUGGUCUACAUCUACAGCUUUGUGGCCACGUUAAGAAAAAUGGCUGAGAAUUCGCGCAAUUCGAAACUUUCGUCAAAGGAUGAUGAGUGCGUCUUCUCUUGGAAGCUAUUCACUGGCUGGGACUUUAUGAUUGGGCAUGCGGAGACGGCACAUAAUCGCAUUGCAUCCGUUGUGGUUGGGUUUAAGGAGGCUCUGCUCGAGGAAGCCGAAAAGAAAAAGGAUAAUCGCAACUGGCGCGUUAUCCUGCAACGGAUAUUGGUGAACAUUUUGGUCAUGGGCUUACUUGGAUUGUCAGGCGCCACAGUAGUGCUGCUGGUGAAUCACUCCGAGGAUUUGGCCAAGCACGACAAUUGGCUUAGUCGCAAUGCGGUAAACGUGACCAUGACGCUGCUCUCGUUCUUUCUGCCCAUGAUUUUUGAGGCUUUGGGCUUAUUCGAGAACUGGCAUCCCAGGCAACAGUUGCGACUGCAGUUAGCACGCAUCAUGAUUCUGAAUAUGUUGAAUCUGUAUUCGCUCAUGUUCUCCUUCAUCUACAAGAUUAACAGCAAGGAGAAACCGCUGCAGAUGCUGAAGCUGGAGAACGAAACUAAUACACUGGAGAUGCACAAUCUGAUGAGCUCCAUUGAGACGUUGCGUGCGAUGACAACCACAACGACACUCUACAAUAGCGACAGCACCUCAGAUGGGCUCCUCGAUGAACUAACAACGAGUUUGCCCCUACGCAGCGAUAUCUCUAGUCCCACAGAGUUCAUAGUGAAGUGCUAUAAUAUUACCGUGAAAUGCUCAAAACCGCGACGUAUAUCCAUGAGCCCCAAGAAUAUAGCAACCACACUGAUGUUACUCAACUUGACAACGACAACAGUGCUGCCAAUAACCGAGCCAAUAACAACAACGCCUAGCACCACCGAAGCAACAACAACCACCUGGUCUACUUUACCGCCAACAACAACGACAGCAUCGACAACGACAGCAGCGACAACGACAGCAGCGACAACGACUACAACUACAACACCUUGGACUACAACCACUGAAGCGACAACAACGACAAGCACAACCACUACAACGCCACCAACAACCUUAUCCACAACAAUAGAAACUACCACAAAAACAACAACAACCACAGAAACUCCCUUUACCACCGAUGAGGAGUCUGCUUAUGAUUAUGGCAGCGAUGAGCCACAAUUGGAUUCCUCAACCACGACCACAACAGCGGCGCCAGGCAACGACAGCUAUUUCAACUAUGUGGAUUACUUUGAGGGCGCAGAACUAUCUGAUGAUGAUGAUGACAAGCAGGCAACCACACAGGAAUCGGAUGAUCCACUUGCUCAAGUGUUGGCGCAACUGGAUGAGCAGCCACCAAAAGCGCGCAGAAAAAGAGCAGCGGCUUUGCAGCAGCAACCAAUUUUCAACACUAGCAAAUAUAGUCGGCGACAUCGCAACGAUACAAGACUCACCACAGAGGCGGCAGCACCAGUCAACAAGUCACCAAACAGACCCAUAUAUAACCCACCCAAUAGAAUUCUAACCAAAGAGGAAUGGACUCGACUGCUGGCUGAGCGUGGCGUACGCAAUAAAACAAUCAUAAGCACAACCACCACAGAGGAGCCAACCACUAUUAUCACAGAAGAGCCAACCACAUCCACAACUUCAACCAGAGCAACAACCACAGAAGACCCCACAAUAACAACGGACACAUACAGCAGCGAAUCAAGCAGCCCCGACAGCAGCACCAGCAUCUCCACCACCACCGAAGAAUAUGAAUACACAGAUCAGAAUGGGGCCACCGUCACGCCCUAUUUUAUAGGAUUCAAUGAUAUCGCGGAAAUUGGUAGCACUGUUUACUACGACCUCGACAAUUUGGGCUUAUGUCAGAUGACCGUGUGUCCGAAGGAGGGCGAAGACAUCUUUGGCAGCACCACACCAGACGGGCUCGAGUCCACACUGAGUGGUGACGGCAAACAGCCAACGACAGCGAUGAAAACACCGCUGGAGCGUAAAAUGAUGCGCCUCAAGGAGGUGCAGCUGACACUGAAGCAAAUCCAAAUGAAUCUAACGACUAUGUGCUGGGAAACAUCCCUUGGCCAAGAGUUGUCAAAGGUUAUCGUCUUUGAUGGGCUGAUGUCUAUUGUGGCGCCGCUGUGCAUCGACUUUCUGCGAGCGCUAUUUGUGCGUUAUGUCAACCAAAACUGGUGUUGGGACAUGGAGAAAACGUUUCCACAGUAUGGCGACUUUAAGAUAGCCGAGAACAUCCUGACGUUGAUUAAUAACCAGGGCCAAGUGUGGAUGGGAAUUUUCUUUUCGCCAGGCCUGGUGCUCAUCAACCUGGUCAAAUUGAUGAUUAUGAUGUACUUCAGAUCGUGGAUAGUCCUCACAUGCAAUGUGCCCCACGAGGUCGUCUUCAAAGCCUCGAAGUCAAACAAUUUUUAUCUAUCAUUGCUGCUGACCAUGCUGUUCCUUUGUGUGCUGCCCGUGGGUUAUGCGAUUGUCUGGCUAAGACCUUCGUGGCACUGUGGACCAUUCUCUGAAUACAAUCGGAUUGCCGAAUUUAUAACGCACACCACAAGGAACGCCCUACCAAAGCAACUACAUGAACCUCUGGAUUAUCUGACAUCCUCCAGCACCGUGAUACCACUGCUGCUUCUACUCAUACUCAUCAUCUACUAUCUUAUUUCGCUGACGGGGGCGCUACGCGAGGCCAAUCAGGAUCUCCGCACCCAGCUGCAGAAGGAACGGGAGGAGGAGCGCAAAAAGAUUUUCAAAGUUCCCGAGGUUAAGCAGGCGGAACCAACGGCCACAACGCUGACAAAUCGCUGGCGCAAGGUGCUUGAGGCAUCCUCACCCGUUACGCCAACUCAGCAGCCAGAUUUUGACACUGAGGAGUACAAGAAUCAGGCCAGAAAAGAGCUCAUCUCACGCAUCAUGAAGAAGGCGCUGCGCAAGGGCUCGGCCACCUCGGAUGAGGACUCGAUUGUGCGUCGCGAUGAUGAUGACACGGACACUGAGCACCAGGACUCGCUGCCGCACGACGAGGAGCCCAAGGAGAGGCGCUUUGGUUUAUCACGCCUGCAGCAAAUACGGCGCACUAGGAAGCCCUCACUUGUAGACAUUGUGCAAAUUGCCAAGCAGGAGCGGGCGCGUUCCGGAUCGAUUGUGGCAGCCAAUGCAGCAAUGGGUGCUGGAGGCAGCAGUCUGGGCACUGGUGGUGGCACAAUUGGUGACCACUUUCCCAUUAAGGAGCCGCAUCCAAAAAGUCGCUUUAAAGUUGAGAAACACGAGAAAAAGAACAGGGAAAGCUUUAGGGAUAAGAAGGACAAGCACAAACAGCAACCACACAAUGACCAAACCAGCGAACAUGAUCCAGACACAAACUCUCGCAUUGUUAACGAACGACGCGCCAGUUUGCUGCGCCGUAAGCGGGAAAAGGACAGCAGGGAGCAGUCCAAACCGACAUCGCCGGAACCGGACGCACAGCCGCCAACCAUAACUGCUGCGGAGCCACAAACUCCCGAGACGAACUUUCACAUCGUUGAUGAAAAGAAGCCAGCAGAGCAUGAUGAUGAACAGGAAAGGACAUUCAAACAGUUACCGCCACUGGCAAGGGAGGGCAGCACCUUGGACAGUAUUGGCCUGGGCAAGUUCAAAUUCCGCAGGCAUCGAUCGAAGCCAAGCAUUGUGGCUGCCAAGCCAGAACCCGAUGUAUUUAGGUUCGAUGACAAGAGUCUCGAGAGGAAUAAGUCUAGUGACAUACCACAGACUCCGUCUGCCGAUCACCUCAAUAGCGAGGUGCCCAGUGGUGGAAGCGAAUCGCAUCCACUGCCCUCGCCCACUCCCAGCCAGACACUGACUCAGCGCCAGAUGAAUGCCGAAAAGUUGGCGGCACUCUCGCGCCAGGGACGAAAGAAAAUUGGCUCCCUGCUGGCUCUGGUACGUGAGGCAGUCAAUCUGAAGAAAGAAGACGUGGAGCUGGGCUCGGACGAAUCGCCGGGACCAACCACGCCCACAUAUUUGGCCUAUACACCGCCACCGCCGCCCUCUGUGCUGUCGAGCAAUUCAAGCGCCACAGCUCUAGAAAUGCCUCCCACACCGGAGCCGGAAUCGCCAACGCCGCUGCACAUUGGCAGCAGCACAUCCGCCUCAUCGACGCGUCCGGCUAUAAAGCCACCAAUGCCACCUGUUGCUGGCCACGCUUCCACGCCCACUUUGGCCACCAUGGAUGAUCUGGAAGAACUGGAUAUGCCCGGCCCCAUAAACUUCCCCAAACGCAGUGCUUCCCAACGGCGUCGCGUCACGCGAGAGGACUCCCAAAGUUCCAUUUGGUCGGAUAAUAUACCGAUAAUUACCAUCAGCACCACCGGCAGCGAUGAAUGCAUCGUGGAGCCGGAGGCGUCAGCAGUUGGCCCAGUUAAUGGACUUCCAGAGCGGAGCGAUUCACCCAGUCCCACUGUCAAUAUCAUAAAGAUCAACAUUGAGGACAGUGAUUAAUAGCAUUAAUAGUUUUGGAACCCCUCAAUAUAAACUAAUCGCCAGAUUGUCUUCUUCACUAAAGAAAUGUCUUCAGUCUAAUCGCUAUUUAGCUUGAACUUGUUAUAAAUAACUUGUUAGCAAAGCUCUAU
Drosophila grimshawi is the source of this 6025-nucleotide messenger RNA. RefSeq lists its product as uncharacterized. Gene Ontology annotation, cellular component: plasma membrane. The record is from RefSeq and is a predicted model, not a curated record. Lineage: Eukaryota; Metazoa; Arthropoda; Insecta; Diptera; Drosophilidae. The transcript is spliced from 19 exons. Bases 24 to 5894 code for a protein of 1956 amino acids. Gene Ontology annotation, molecular function: mechanosensitive monoatomic ion channel activity.